Molecule: messenger RNA, 684 nt
Organism: Fusarium mangiferae
Lineage: Eukaryota; Fungi; Ascomycota; Sordariomycetes; Hypocreales; Nectriaceae
Exons: 1
Coding region: 1-684 (227 amino acids)
Source: RefSeq, a predicted model, not a curated record
AUGGCAUCUAUUACAUGUAGAGUUACCGACCCAGCCUCCACCGGCAUUCAAGGCAUCUAUGCCUCACUCAACUGCAAGGAUCAUCACGGAAACAUCGUCAGUCGCUAUGAGUCAUUCUCAGACGAUGAUGGCAACAUUCGAUAUUGGUUCCGCUUGUCUCUGGGCGAUAUGUCCAUUGACCCAAAGCCGGAGAUCGUCGAUGCCUUGCAGUUCCCGGCAGUCAGCAUGACAUUUCUACCUGGAAUUCGAGAGGCCUGCUUCCCCUGGAGAAGUAUUCACACGGAACUUCAGCUACUGGCGAAUGGUCAACAUGAGUUCAUUCUGAUCCUGAAUGAGCACAGCGCAAGCUACCAGAUCCACCAUGCCUUGAGCUCCCCCCUUGAAGCUCAGAUGGAGUGGGAAAGGACUAUCAAAGAACUCGACAUGACUGCUCUUCAUGAAGAGCCGACCCGAUCACCGUCACCAUUGAGGCUUCCCUCCCCUGUCAUCACACCACAGACGGGCAGGGGAAUCAAGCGCAAGUUGUUCUGCGACGGAGAAGAAACUAGUCUUGGCAGUAACUACAUUCAGUCAACAAAGCGACGCGGCGUGACUCGUCGAAACAAGAACAAUGGGGGAGUGAAGCGCAGAAGCAAUGUAGCAUCAAAGCGCAGGAUGACCCCAGAUAGCGACGAUGCGCUGUGA